Molecule: messenger RNA, 432 nt
Organism: Mesorhabditis belari
Lineage: Eukaryota; Metazoa; Nematoda; Chromadorea; Rhabditida; Rhabditidae
Source: the annotation of a GenBank genome assembly
AUGAAAUAUAGGAAUCGCUUUGAUGAUCGACAUCGGAUCACUGAGAUAAACCUACCCGAUCAUGGACAAAAGAGCAAUAGCGCUGCUAAAAUACCCAUCUUUGAAGGCCCCAAAAAUGCUCGUCAAGAGGCGGUUGUAAAAGCAUUUCAGCACGCGUGGGCAGGCUACAAAAAAUAUGCUUGGGGUCAAGAUGAGCUCAGACCAAUCUCGAAAAGUUACUCCACUUGGAUCGGUGCUGGAUUGACCCUCGUUGACGCAUUUGACACAGCAAUUAUCAUGGGACUUGAUCAAGAAGUACGGGAUGGAGCAGAAUGGAUUGAGAACUCGCUAACAUUUGAUAAAAGAUCAUUCGACGAAUCUCUUCGGGACGACAAUUCGUUUUCUGGGUGGCCUUCUUUCGAGUUAUCACCUUACUGGGAAUCAGAUUUUUGC